Messenger RNA from Aphanomyces invadans, 472 nucleotides. RefSeq lists its product as hypothetical. The transcript has a single exon. The record is from RefSeq and is a predicted model, not a curated record. Lineage: Eukaryota; Oomycota; Saprolegniomycetes; Saprolegniales; Verrucalvaceae. The coding region runs from base 77 to 298 and encodes 73 amino acids.
UUUCGACCGCGUUGGAAGCGGCACCCCAUUCUCCAUUCGUCGCCUUCCGCCACAUCCUACGAACCCUCGCGCCAUCAUGGACACGCUGUCUGUCACAAUGCUCAAGCCGUCGUCCGCGCUGGAAGAAGCCACCCGCGCGCUCGGCUCGUUCAUCAGCCUCGGCUCGGACCAAGACACAUUGGACAUCAUGCAAGACCUCAUGUUCAUGCGUAAAACGUUCUCGAUCAAACCAACCGUCGCAGUGUUCACGGCACCCAAGGAAAAGAACCUCAACACGAUCUCGGAAGAAGAAGAGUGAGCGACGUCGCACCGCACCCAACCCCUCCACGCGGGAGGGGUAUUGUUAGCUUUUGUUGGCCAGGCUGGAAGUUCCUCCAUUGUGCUUCGUCAACGCCGUAGGAAUCCCAUAGGUUUAGUCUACUCGCCAUCGUACUUUUGGAAGUAAUCUAUUUAACUCGACGUGGCUACCCCA